CAAAAUCUUCUGGGAUAGCAAAAGAACUAAUAGUUGGAUUAAUGAAGCAGAACCAGAAUGAUUUAUAGAAAUUGACAAGAUCAAUCAAACGAAACAGUGUCAAAUUAAUUAUUGAGCGCAAGAAAGAAAAAAUUGAAAAUUGUGUGGCAUUUAUAAUAAACAACCAUGCUACAAGCAAACCGGCAUCUAGAACGAAGAAAAUGAAAAGAAAUAUCCAGGAUUUUAGUCAAUUAUGGACCGAAUUUUUAAUUCAAACCGUACACAAAAUACAACAUAAAUUGUUCGCCUUCAACUACUCAUUGGUGAUAUUCACGUAUCUAUUAUUUGUUCAUCAGUAUGCUGCUGCAUUCGAGCCAGAUUUUGUGUUUCCUCUGGAAAACAUAACAAUCUCGCAAGGGCGUGACGCAACAUUCACAUGUGUGGUAAACAAUUUAGGGGGUUAUCGGGUGAGUGGUGAUUCGGCUCAAGCCAGGGUAGCGUGGAUCAAGGCUGAUGCGAAAGCCAUUUUAGCAAUUCAUGAGCAUGUCAUUACUAACAACGGUCGGUUGUCGGUUACGCACAACGAUUACAACACAUGGACCUUGGUUAUCAAAAAUGUCAAGAUGGAAGAUCGAGGGCAGUACAUGUGUCAGGUAAAUACCGAUCCCAUGAAAAUGCAAACAGCAUUUUUAGAGGUUGUUAUUCCGCCUGACAUCAUCUAUGAAGAGACAUCGGGCGACAUGAUGGUCCCGGAAGGCGGUACGGCGAAGUUGGUGUGCAAGGCGCGCGGAUUCCCGAAGCCCAAAGUUGUGUGGAAACGACAAGAUGGUCGAGAAAUUAUCGCAAGGAAUGGUCAGCAUGGCAAAAGCAAGGUUUUGACUGUUGAGGGUGAAAUGUUGACUUUGUCGAAAGUUACGAGGUCAGAAAUGGGAGGAUAUUUGUGCAUCGCAAGUAAUGGCGUUCCUCCGAGUGUCAGCAAAGCAAUUAAAUUACAGGUUCAUUUUCAUCCGUUGAUUCAAGUGCCGAAUCAGCUUGUAGGCGCCCCGCUGAAUACCGAUGUAACGCUAGUUUGUAACGUAGAAGCUUCGCCGAAAGCAAUUAAUUAUUGGACACGAGAAAACGGUGAAAUGAUAAUAACGAAUGAUCGAUAUUUAAUGAAAGAGACCGAUAAUAACUCGAUGUACGCUGUGCAGAUGACUCUCAUCAUACGGAGCUUACAGAAAACUGACAUGGGCGGAUAUAAAUGUAUUUCGAAAAAUAGUAUCGGGGAUGCCGAAGGAACAAUUCGCUUGUAUGAAAUGGAAUUACAAAAGAAAACAAAAUUGCUCAACAAACACAAUUCUAUUCACGAGGAAAAUAUGAGUAACGAGGAAAACGAAUCCGUGAACAAAGGCGAUGAAAAUAGCGAAACAUUCUAUCAUAAGAACGGUAACCGAAUAAUUAAAGGACUUCAAACAAGUAAUGCUGACAACAAUGCCGCACAAACAUUAAAAAUUACAAUAUUAACUCUUAUACUUAGUAUGCUAGUUGUUCCCUGUUAAAUCGUCAUUUAAUUAUUUUUUGUUAAUUUUUUUUAUUUAAAUAUCUAAAAAAAUGCAAAAUAUUACAAUCAUAUAGAUACGAUAAAAUAAUAUUAAAUACAUGAAAAAAAAAGUUGU
Culicoides brevitarsis is the source of this 1637-nucleotide messenger RNA. RefSeq names its product protein amalgam (gene DIP-beta). NCBI's taxonomy places the organism in Eukaryota, Metazoa, Arthropoda, Insecta, Diptera, Ceratopogonidae. The transcript is spliced from 12 exons. Bases 201 to 1520 code for a protein of 439 amino acids. The record is from RefSeq and is a predicted model, not a curated record. Gene Ontology annotation, cellular component: neuron projection.